Cyclocybe aegerita is the source of this 1560-nucleotide messenger RNA. NCBI's taxonomy places the organism in Eukaryota, Fungi, Basidiomycota, Agaricomycetes, Agaricales, Hemipholiotaceae. The record is from the annotation of a GenBank genome assembly.
AUGCCACUUCUCAUUGCGCUGACAUGUUACCUCCUCUCCCAAUUUCGAUCCUCGACAGGGGCUGCCCUACCACUAUCUUCCAUUCCUCCAACACAGCUCUCCCCCCGAGAGGACCUCGCCGGAGAUAUCAAUCCCGCCAACGAGCGCCAUCUGAUCUCCAUCAUCUGGAACUGCCUCACCACCAUCUUCCUUUGUACAUGGGUCUCUGUGCACCAGAACGUCCCCCCGCUCGAAGACUCCCGUGCGACGAAGCUCGGGCGGCGGCUGCAAGCCAUGGUGUGGACCCUGAUUGUUCCAGAGCUGACCCUGGCUCUCGCCGCGAGGCAGCACUUCUCCGCCAGACGCGUCGCUAAGACGUUCCAUGACCAGGGUUGGACGAUGACGCACGGCUUCUUCCUUAUCAUGGGCGGCUUCCGACUGUAUCGGGGCGAUAUGGACCUCGGAGUCAUCUGCAGCGCUGACCAAAUUCAACAACUGCAUGAAAGAGACGAGAUAGACCUUCCUUAUGGCCCUGAAUUCCUCGAAGAGAUUGAAGAUAAGAGCAAGGCCGACGGGCUCACCAAGUUGAUCACCGUUGUCCAGACGUUUUGGUUCAUCCUCCAAUGCGCCACGCGGCUUCUGCAACACCUCGAAUUGACGAAACUGGAGAUCAUCACGCUCGCUCUUGCCAGUCUGAACGGACUGGUGUUUUUGCUCUGGUUGAAGAAACCGCUCAACGUUCAGCAUCACAUUAAGUUAUAUUUGAAGAUGCACGCCCCAACGCCGGCGCGGUCAAUUCGCACCACAGAGCGAACAGACACGAAGGAAUCGCUCGACCAGGAAUCGAAAGCAUCUUCGGAGGACAUAACGCUCAACAAGGCACUGGAAUCCAUUCAAGAGUCGAUCAUGUCCUAUGGAAAGGAGACGAAAGAGUUCCUUCUUGCAUUUACCAUUCCAGAACGCAAUGUCUUCGACGAUGCUAUCCGGUGGUAUUUCUGGUGUGAGCUCCACACCGUUUUCGAGCCCCUCACCUCCCAUCUGGGCAGUCGUGAGACCGGACCGUGGAUCAAUUCCGUGAGCGCUUAUUACGACGGAAUGGAAACACCCCCAACCAAGCGCGAGCUCACCGUCAUUUACGCCAUCCUUGCCAUUGUGAAUGGUCUCUUUGGCGCGUUGCAUUGCAUCGCGUGGCAUUCCACCUUCCCUACCGACAUAGAGCGCGACCUAUGGCGUGCGCUCUCUUUCGCCAUCACCGUCAUCCCUGUCGCCUUCCUUGUCUGCGCUUCCCUUAUCAUAGGAGCGACCAACGCUCUAUAUUGGCAAGGCAGCAACCUAUACCUCUACUUGAUGGUACAUUACUUCGGCGUUUGCGUUUACAAGCCCCAUUCUCCGUACAUGCUCGCUCGCCGAGCCAUCUCCCUUGUUGUGUCAGUGAACAGGUUGAGUUACCUGCGUGCUGCCGCAUUCUCAUUGAGCCCUCUGCCCCUGCUCGACGGCUACAACAGCUUACAGUUCCUGCAUAAGCCGCCUAUAAAGGGCAGGGUCACCAGACGUACCACCUGGGUGACGAAGAUAUCAUGA